AACCAAAUUUCAAUUUUCCUUUGUUUCAACGUUCGAGGAUUUUUCGAAACCUUAGCUUCAGAGAGAGAGAGAGAGAGACAAAGAGAGAGAAGCAAUCGUGGUCUCUCUUCUAUGAGCUUCACUUCGAUUCCCGCCACUUCUCUGCAAGCAUAGGAUUUUGGGUUCUUGUGUGAAGGAUAUGGCUGAGGUGGUGAAAUCAGAGGAGUGUUGUCAGGAGAAUAAGCAAUCUACUGCUGCUUCUUGCUCCUCUGUAUCCGAAGGCAGUGGCAGUGCAAUUCACAAGUCUCCGGGGAGAUGUAGCCCUGCAUCCACAUCGCCCUCACAUCGGAGGACCACCGGCCCUAUAAGGCGUGCUAAGGGCGGUUGGACUGCACAAGAAGAUGAGACAUUAAGGAAUGCUGUUGCAGUUUUUAAGGGAAAGAGUUGGAAGAAAAUAGCUGAGUUUUUUCCUGAUAGAUCAGAAGUUCAGUGUCUGCACAGAUGGCAAAAAGUUCUUAAUCCAGAACUUGUUAAAGGACCUUGGACACAGGAGGAGGAUGAUAAAAUUGUUGAACUGGUGUCAAAAUAUGGGCCUACAAAAUGGUCUUUGAUAGCCAAGUCUUUACCUGGUCGAAUAGGCAAACAAUGUCGAGAGCGGUGGCACAAUCAUCUUAAUCCUGACAUAAAGAAGGAUGCCUGGACUUUGGAAGAGGAAUUGGCCCUGAUGAAUGCUCAUCGUAUACAUGGGAACAAAUGGGCUGAAAUAGCUAAGGUCCUUCAUGGAAGGACUGAUAAUGCAAUAAAGAAUCACUGGAAUAGUUCUUUGAAGAAAAAGUUGGAUUUUUAUUUAGCUACAGGAAGACUUCCACCAAUUCCUAAGAAUAGUCCACAAGUUCCUGUCAAAGAUACAAUUAGACGUUCUGCUAGUAAAUCAAUGCUUGGUUGUUCAAAUAAAGAAUUAAAUGCAGCUGUUGAAACAUCAUCUGAAACUACAGCCAUUAGUAAGCUAGAUGACAGUGGCAGGAAUCAGUUUGAGUCCUCAGGCACAGUUAGAGAAGUUGGUGAUUCUUCAAGUGUUCCUGCAAAUGACUCUGCCGAUUCUGACUGUGUAGAAUGCAAGCCUGGAUCAUCCAACAUCAACCCCAGCUGUAGCAACUCAGAACACGUGUCAAGAGCUAAUUUUGGAACAACUUUUGGGCCAAUAUCUGAGAAUUCUGGACUCAAUGGAAACUCAACUUUUGAGCAUUGUACAAACAAUGGUGACAGGAGCAGUACCAGGUUAAUCGGAACAUCUUCACAAGAAAAUCCAACCUGUGGUUCUUUGUGUUAUGAGCCACCACAGUUAGAUGGUUCAGUUCCCAUAGAUUCUCUUUAUUUAAAUUAUACUUGCCAGCAGAAUGAGUACUGUCCGAGUCCAACGAUGUCACCUACUGGUUUCUUCACUCCACCUCGUGCGAAGGGUAGUGAAUUAUGCACUGAGACACCUGAAUCGAUCUUGAGAAAGGCUGCUAAUACUUUUCCAAAUACUCCUUCCAUAUUGAGGAGGAGAAGAACUGGGGCCCAAACACUCACCAGUCCCACUAAAGUUUUGAAAGUAGAUAAUAAUCCACAUACUUCUAAUAAAACAGAGAGAACCAAUGAUGAUUCUGGUUCUGGGCAUUUCUCCGGGAGUCCAGCAAGCCAUGGCUAUGGGAUUGGCAUUCCCAACAAUAAGGCAUUCAAUGCAUCUCCCCCAUACAGGUUAAGAUCCAAGCGAACAGCAAUUGUCAAGUCAGUGGAGAAACAACUGGAGUUUGCAUUUGACAAAGAGAAGAAUGACGACAAGAGGAGUAAUGUGAUGACUGAAGAUCGUCUGCAUGAAAAAAAAUUGGUUGUGACAUAGUGCAUAAAUUGGAUUAUGGCUGGACUUGCUUUUGAAGGUAGCUGAUUGUUUCUCUAAAUUGUUUGACAAUGUUUACCAAUUUUAUGAAGAAAAUUCAGUGCACGGGUCACAAUGACUUGGCACUUCUCCACACUUGAUAGUUGGCUGUCAUUUCCAUCACACUUCAACAAAAUUCAGCAACAGUAGAUAAAUUCCAUUUACUUGUGGAUACAUAUAGCUAGUUGUAUCUAUCAGAUUUGUACAGUUGUCUUAGGAAAAAUAAAUUUUCUAAUGUUUUAUCAAUGUUUUUAGAUUCCUUCAAUCCUUUCUCUAAAUAAUUUAUGGCCUGACCUACUUAAUAAGUGUGUAACCUUACAUUGUUGCACCCGCUAGUUUGAUGUACACUAUACAUUGAAAUUACUGUUUGACAAUCACAGAAAGGUGUUCAUCAUGAAAUUAUCAUCAAAAUCAAAGAUAAAUUAAUGCAACCAAGUGGUGGUAUAACAUCUCAAA
Molecule: messenger RNA, 2353 nt
Organism: Glycine soja
Lineage: Eukaryota; Viridiplantae; Streptophyta; Magnoliopsida; Fabales; Fabaceae
Product: transcription factor MYB3R-3-like
Exons: 9
Coding region: 179-1861 (560 amino acids)
Biological process (GO): regulation of DNA-templated transcription
Cellular component (GO): nucleus
Molecular function (GO): RNA polymerase II cis-regulatory region sequence-specific DNA binding; DNA-binding transcription factor activity, RNA polymerase II-specific
Source: RefSeq, a predicted model, not a curated record